CCAAAAGUCUGAUUCAUAACGAUGCUUCGAGUUUGACCUAAAAUUCUUUUUUUUAUAAACGACAAAAAGGUAAAGAUCUCGUAUUUUUAAUGAAUCUAGUUUGACAGAUUGACGUCAUGUUCUUUUUUCGUAUUUGGAUUCUUCAGUCGUGUUGACACACAUAGUGCAUUAUUUUAGCAUGCCAAAAGCACUGAAAGAGUCAAUUGAACCAGAGCAACUUGACAAUCGAUGGGAUAUAAUAAUGGAAAUAGAAGAUAAUAUCAGUCAUGCUGAGGAUGUUGGCACCGGUGCCAGCAUGGAAAGGGAGUUUAUGGAAGACAAUACAUUUACAGACUUGCCAAAUGCAUUAAUUGUCACUAACGUUGCUGAAUGUGUAUUUGAUGAUGAAGAUGCAAAGAAGAAACUAGAAGAUGUGUUUAGAGUUUUUGAUAAAGAUGCGUCUUUCCAAUAUUUAAAAUGUUUUCGACGAGUUCGAGUAAACUACAUAUUGCCUGAUGCUGCAGUUAAGGCCAGAAUACAUUUACAUGAAACACAAAUUUGUGGGCAGGUGUCAAAAUGUUUUUUUGUUCAGCCAAUACAUACCAGUGGAGGUAACAGUCCUCAUCUGAAACUGCCACCUCUUACUAAACAAUUCCUCAUCUCACCACCAGCCUCUCCACCUUUAGACUGGGAACCAGUGCAUGAAGCUGAACCAGUCAUUAAUUUUGAUUUAUUACAUGCCAUGGCCAAUCUUGCUCCAGGUCAAAGUCACGAACUUCAUCCUCCGUCAGACAAACACCCAGCCAUUGUUGUACAUAUUUGUGAAGACUCCUCAGACCCCGACAUGAACCAACCUCCAAAGAUUAUCCAGACACGUAGACCACCAUAGUCUUAUAUCACUUUAUAUGUGACAGAAAAAAUUUCCAAGAAUUUGUUCAUGGCAAUUAUGUAUUCUUCAACUGUUACCAUUGACAACCUGUGUUGCCAUUUGUUGGACAUCAAAAACCAAUGUACAAAACAUGUAUUAUUUGAUCAGUGUUAUCCUGUUAUAUGUAGAUUUUAUUUUUACAAAUAUUUUGAAUUUGAAAAAAAAGGAAAAAGAUAUAUUUGCUGAAGAUCUGCAUUUGUCCUUUUGGGAACUGGAAAGUUUUGAUAUAUAGUUCAAUAUUAGUUAUAAGAGGUCUGUCAGACAUGCUAUCCUUCAAUGGGCAAAAGGAUGAGGCAAGCCAAAACAAAUAGUCAAACAAUAAACAAUAUUUAAAAACAUCAGAACAUUGAAAUAUCUUAGUCACCUAAAUGGUUUAGUUCACAGUAUAUAUAUCUCUAUGUUCUAAUUGUGUUUGUUUUUUUUGCAAUCUAAUUAUUUCAGAAAUGAGAAUAAAAAACCCUCAACUGUAAGCAGUAAUCCUAAAAGGUCCUGUUGGACAUUGGCAAGGUUUCUAUACAUUAGAGUUUGGUACAUGUUGUCUUACUGUAACUAAAUAAAAGAAAAAACUACAAUCUAUGAAAUAUGAAUAAAUCAAGUUAUAUGUUGAUAUAAAUAAAUUUGGUGUAUUUACUGUCUUCUGAUUGGUUAAAAUUAUUAGUUUUAUUUUCAAUGUUGUCAAUUUUUAUGGCGACACGCCCACUCUGACAUUGUGUAUUCAUACGCCAACAUGUGUGUAUGUUGUUAUUGUUAAUAUAACUAAUAUAAAAAGUUCUUUGAGCCUUAUUUUUGAUGAAAAUUUAUUUAUAAUGAAUGGCAAUAAUUUAUUUUGAUUUUAUUGAACCAUAAAACUAAUUUUUGACUCUUCACAUUUUACAUAAUCAGCUUCGCGGAUUAUUCAAUGUGAAGAGUCAAAAAUUAGUUUUAUGGUUCAAUAAAUUCAAAAUAAAUAAUAGCCAUUCAUUAAAUGAGUGUGAAGCAAAGCAACAUGAAAAUAAUCCUAAAGAGACACUAAGAAUACAUCUUGAUGUUGCAAUGAUUUAUCUAUAAACAUUUUUGUCAAUAACAACUGCAUAUAAAGAUUUCUAAAUGUAUAGUAAACAUGGUAUACACCACAUCUCCUUUUAUUCAUACUUAAAAAAACAAAAAAUCUAUAAAAAUGCACAAUUUAAUUAAGAAAUAUUUGAUCAUUUCUAAUUUGAUUUUUUUUUUCAUAAUAUUUUUUGUAUUGGUCAAUUUGAUACUUGUUCAUGUUGAACAUUUACAAAUGAAAUAAAGUAUCACAGCAUAAUGUUUGUGAUAAAAAUACACUAAAAGAAACCACUUACUGAGUAUGGGGAAGUAUUUUCUAAAUGCAAGGCAAUAAAGAACAGACUUGUAUAACAAUAUUUAGAAAGUUGUCUCUAGUCAUCUAAAGGAGUAGGUCCAGUAAGACCCCUUUUUGGCCCCAAAAUAUAGCAGUUUUACAAAAUUGUUAAAAUGUAAACUUUUAGUUAUUUAAUUGACAGUAGAAUGCUUCUGCAACAUAAAUAUGAGCUGUUUUUGCCAAUUACAAUGCACAUAUAUCGGGUACUAGCACCAACUAGUCAUGCUAAAUUACUGAAAUCUUUGAAAUCUUCAUAAUUCUUGCAUUUUAGUUAAAUUUAAGACGAUUUCCGUGUAAAACAAAAGUGGCCGCAUUCGUGUUCAUCCUAAAUAUUGAAAUGUUAGUUGUAUUUGAUGAUAAAACAUAACAUAUAUAAAGGUUAAGGAUGAACAGGGAUGUGGCCACUUUCAUUUUUGACAAAAAAACAUCUAAAAAGUGACAUUUUUCGGCAUAUUUGGUAGAAUUUUCAUAUUUUAGCUUGAAUCGGAACAUUUUAAUGGCUAAAUAAGUUAAAAUCUUUCACAUAAAUUUAUUGAAUCAAAUAAAAUAGACAAUCUGAAAUUUGAGGCCAAAAUCGGUCCUUACAGGACCUACUCCUUUAAUAUUGUCAGUACUUGCAUGUAGUUUGAAAGAAUAUAUCAUUAAACACUGGUGCUAGAUAUAUAUGUAUAUAACAAAUAUGUAAUGUAGUUGUAUAAUUUAAAUUGUACCAUUUUUUGUUGAGGCAGGAAAAUCUUCUAUAUAAACAUUGAUGGUUUUUUUAUGCUUUGUAACCUUUCUAUAUGAUUCAGGGAGAAGGUAUUAAGAGUUUAUUGGGUAAAGACCCAACAUAAAAAAGGACGAGCUUGACUAGUAGGAUUUUGAAAACAGGAAUUUAGCUGCAAAAAUUCUAUUUUAAAAAAUCUUUUUUUUAGUCUGAUUGAAAGUUUAAGUCUGAUUGAAAGGCAAUGAUAUUUGUUCAAGGUCACUACAUAUUUCUAAAUUGGAGCCUAGCUGGCUACUCUCAUAAAAAGACAUGUUGUUCCUGUCAAUUUUUAUUAUUUUAUUUCAGUAAAGGACAAUGGCUAUUGUAAAACAAAGUUUUUAGCUCAAGAUUUGUCGUUUCUAUAGAUAAAAGUAGACAACAUUUGUACAAUUCAGAUUUCCUUGCUAUUUUCUAUUGUUGGACUCACUCAAACACUUCCAUUUAGCUUAAUUUAGGGGUCAACUACUGUAAACCAACUUAUUUUCCGAGCGAUUUAUUUUCCCGACUUUCGCAAGUAGAAAACUAACUCGAAUAUAAAUCGUCGCAAUUAUGUAAAACUUUGAUCUUUCCAUAUUAAACUUCAUCAAAUAAAUCAAGUAAUUGCAAAAUUAAAUAUCCGGGAAGUGGUCUUCACAGUUUAAAUCGCGAAAUAAAGUAUCAGCGAAAAUAAGAUGGUUUACAAUAUGUAUGGGAUUUUUUUUCAGUCAUGGGCUGAAUUGAUCAAAUUUUGUCCCAGUGUUUUUUUAAUUUUUAUCAAUAAUGGUUUAUAGAUGUAUAUAACUUAAAUCAUUUGUUUUAGCUGGUGGUGUCAAAUUCUUCAGAGCAGUUUUUGCAUUACUGUGUAAUAAAUUAUAUCAUUCAGUGGAAGCUUUUUCUGUAGAUAUUCAAUACUGAAGUGCUGGUUGUAUUUUGUAUGAUAGUUCACAUAAUAAUAUUACAGGGUAAAAUUCAAGCAUUAAAGGUUUUGUAGAUAAUCAUUUUAUUAUGCAUAGCAAUUAACAAAUGUUACUCUAUCUUUUCACUUCACAGUUUCAUAAACUAAAAGACUAUGUGGGUUAUUGCAUUGUUUGCACAGUAACACCAAAAUGAAAACAACAUCAUGGCAUUGAUAGAAUUUUCACUAUUUCAAGUUAGGACAUUGUUAUGACCAAUGACAACGUUUUGGUUUACCUCUGUGAAAUGUUACCCAGAAUGCGUAAGAUUCUGAAAUGUCAAAUUGUAUAGAAUAACAGAUUUCAUAUUAACUUAAUUUUGUUUUUAAAGUCAUCCUAAGUUAGAAUUAAAGGGUCAUAUGAGGUUUUACUAUCUCUUGGUAUCCAUCAACUUAAGCUUCUUUAAGAGAACUAAAUGGAUUAAAGCCAAAUUUGGUAUAGACUUUUAUUACUUUCAUGACCAAUUGUAACUAAGAUAUCUAAUAUAAAGACUUGUCUCUAAUGGAUGGAAAUAGAACCACUAAACUUGUUGAAAUCAGUGGUGACACAAUAGGGGUCCUUUUGGGAGAAUGUUUUAGGAGUGUUGAAAAUUAAAAUAACAUUCCUGCUUGUAGAAAACUUUUUAUAUAUACAUUAAACCAAGUGUGACCUAUACAGAUAAAUAAUCUUGUGGAGAACUACAUUGUACUUUAUUAGUCAAAACCAAAAAUUAAAAAGUGCUUUCAAACGUAAAUGGAUAAAAUUUGUUCACAUGUUUCUAAAUCCAUGGUGUGAUUCAGUAAUCAUCAAAAUUGUGGAAAAUUUUAUUUUACUUGGUUAUGAAAGUUUAAAAAAUAUAAGUCAACCUUUUUAAAAGUAGAUUGACUGAACUGAUGAAGAUAUUCUUGUGGUUUAUUUGAUGAUGAACGCUUGCUUAUAUGGUAAUAUGCUAGUUUUACAGGACAGACUGUUUAUUUGUUAAAAUAUUUUAUAGAGGUCUAUGCCUUCUGAUUGAGAGUAAAAAGUAAAAUAACAAAAACACUGAGCUCUGUGGAAAAUUCAAAAUGCAAAGUCUCUUUUUAAAUUGCCAAAUCAAAAGCUCAAACACAUCAAACGAAUGGAUAACAACUGUCAUAUUCCUGACUUGGUACAAGCAAAAUGAUCUCAAUAUAAAAUUUAUUUUUUUAAAAACCAUUUUUUUUAAUACAACAAUUCAUACCACCAUUUUACAGCCUCUGUCGUUGCUCAUUCUAUAUACAUGCAUGUCAGACAUUUAACCUCAUAGUCCUGAAGACUCAGAAUUGGCGAAAAACAUAUUAAAAUUCUGUCAUGUUCAUCUUGGGUCUUAUAGACUAUAUAAGAAGUGAAAAAAAUAUUUUAAGAUAAUAGUUCUUCUCCAUAAUUAUUUUGUUUAUUUUUAAAAGUUACUUGUAAAUUACACCCUCAUUAUAUGAAUUGUUGUGUAUUGAUUAUUCAUUGGUACCAGUAUUAAAUGAAAUUCUGGAACCCAGCAAUUGGUUGUCCUAGUUUCUUUAUGUUAUUUUUUUAUCAAGGAGUAUUUCAUCAGUACAUUGUAGUUUCAAUUGUUUUGGAUUAUAGGAUUAUACAACAGUCUUCACAAUUAAUCAAAAUCUUGACAGCCAGUAACACAAGUAUUGGAUCAGAUGCCUCAUUAGCCAUGUUACUGUAAUUUAUAGAUUUAUUUUUAAUUAAAUAUUUGAACAUCUGAAAACAUUUUGUGAAGACUGGCACCUUAUGUUGACCUCUGUUUGCUUUUUUAUUUGGUUUGUGUUGAAUUUUUGUGGUGCUGUCUCAAAUAUUGACCUCACAAUCCCCUUUAUUUGUAAAAUUACCAGAAAUUAAUUCUCUGCUAAUAAUUGUAUUUUCUCCACAGUUAUCAUACAAACUGUAUAACGUUGCAUAAUGCUUAGAUAUAUUUA
Mytilus trossulus (common blue mussel) is the source of this 5866-nucleotide messenger RNA. Its product is annotated as calcipressin-2-like. Gene Ontology annotation, molecular function: calcium-dependent protein serine/threonine phosphatase regulator activity; nucleic acid binding. The transcript has 4 exons. The coding region runs from base 179 to 868 and encodes 229 amino acids. The record is from RefSeq and is a predicted model, not a curated record. Lineage: Eukaryota; Metazoa; Mollusca; Bivalvia; Mytilida; Mytilidae. Gene Ontology annotation, cellular component: cytoplasm; nucleus. Gene Ontology annotation, biological process: calcium-mediated signaling.